UUAGAUUUAGAAGUUUCAUAAAUAUCCCAACUAGUUGUUUAUACGCCAAUGCCCACGUUGUGGUUUAAGUUUUGUUGUUUAUUAAUUAUGUGAUACAGGGAUUGUGCGUGUUAGCGUUUGUUUUUUUUUUACGAUAAAACCAGCGUGUAAAGAUAGUGUGAUACGAAGUUAUCUUUCUGGUUUAUAUACCCAAAAACAUUUAAAAAAUUUAUUAUUAGAAGCAUGUGACCUCAACAAUUAUUCAACUUUCAGUUGAUUUGUGAUAAAAUAAGCUUAGAGGAUGGAAAACUUUCAACUUUGUAAAGGUGACGCGGCUCGAAGAAAGGUCACUUCUUGACAAGACCUACAGGUGCCUUCGCAACUUGACGAGCUUAACGAGCGAACGAGAACCCGAACGCACACGUUGGGGUACGGAUUUUAAGGGCGCCUCGCAUAUAUCGAGUUAAAAUGGUGGGAUCGAGGAUUUACGUGGGCGGCUUGCCGUACGGCACGACCGAGCGCGACAUCGAGCGUUUUUUCCGCGGCUACGGACGAAUGCGCGACGUCCUGCUCAAAAACGGCUACGGUUUUAUCGAAUUCGAUGACUAUCGCGACGCGGACGACGCGGUUUACGAGCUGAACGGUAAAAGGUUAUUGGGCGAGCGGAUCACGGUGGAGAAGGCGCGCGGCAUCCCCAGGAACCGCGAACGGUGGAGUUCAAGUCGCGACCGUGGAGGACGCGAAAAAUACGGCCCACCUACCCGCACCAAUUAUCGCGUCGUAGUGGAGAACCUAUCGACCCGGGUCAGUUGGCAAGAUCUUAAAGAUUACAUGAGACAGGCGGGCGAGGUGACGUACGCUGACGCCCACAAGAAACACAGGAACGAGGGCGUAGUCGAAUUCGCUUCGUACUCUGACAUGAAGAACGCUAUCGAUAAACUGGACGACACCGAACUGAACGGGCGCAGGAUCCGCUUGGUCGAGGAUAAAAGCUCGAAACGGAAGCGUUCAGGGUCGGGUAGUAGCAGGAGUCGGAGUCGUAGCCGUAGCCGUAGCAGGUCGCGUUCCGCGAGGAAAUCGCGAUCUGGUAGCAAGUCCAAAUCCAGAAGCAAGUCGAAGUCGAGGAGUAAGUCGCCGAAACGAUCAAAGUCGCGCAGUAAUUCCAAAUCAAAGUCGCGCUCGCCCGAAAACCGCAAGUCGCGUAGUCGCUCGCCCGGGUCGAACGAGAGGCCGCGUAGCCAGUCGGAGCGUCGUAGCAGGUCGCGCCCGUGCGACGCUACGAAGUCGCGGUCGAAGUCGCCGCCGCCCCGCGACCGGUCCCAGUCGCAGCAUAGGUCGCGUAGCCGUUCGUAGCCUAAGCCCCGUCCCCGUUAGUUAUGUAUAUGUAAAGGGGGGGCGACGCAUCGGGGAGUGGGGAUUAGCGGUUAAGUAUUCAAACGUGGAGAAAAAUGAUAAAAAAAAGGGAGUCGGCUCUGGGACGAACUAUUUUUUUUUUUGGAGGGAAAUAUGAACGAGGACGGUUGCCUUGGGAUUUCGGAGAAAAUUAGUGAAACCGUAAGGUUUUGUAAUUAAUAUCGGAUUAUUUCGCAAAAUAAAAAAUAUGAAAUGCUCCAAUAUUAUAUUAAAUAUUCAAUACCCAUAACUAAAAAUAAUAUAACGGCCCAGUUGAGCUGAAGUAGAACAACGAAGUUUUCUGUUUUUUCUCUUCGAAUAUACACUUUACGCAUAUUCUGGGUGUUUGUUUAUAUUUUGCACCAUACCUAGACUAAAUCUCGAAGAGUUAGAAAAAAACUUCAAAUAAAAAGCUAUAAUAUAGUGGUGGAAGCAAGCACGGAAACAAAUUAUGCUAUAUCUUAUAGACCUUUUUACAUAUAAUCCAGUAGAAUCAGAUUUUUUUUUAAAGAUAUAUGUUUUUUUUAUAUGUAUAUCUGUUAUUGUAUAUACUAUAUAUAUUAUUAUUUUAGAAAAUAUACUUGUCUUCUGUGUUAAUUUUAUUCUAAUUUAAUAUUAUUAUUCUAUUAUAAAAGAGACUACUCGAACUGAUUUAUCUGAAACUUAGAAUCCAGAAAUCAGUGCCUUACUCAGUUUUUUUAUGUAGCGUAAUAUGUGGAAUAUUUUCAAAAAUAUAAGUAUAAAUAUUUACAUUUGUUAAUUUGCUUCAUUAAAAUUUUGACAUAUAUUUAAACAAGAACUGAAUUCCGGCUUACAUUAUUGUCUUAGUUCGUGCCGCAUUGCUUUCUGAUUUAUUUUAAUAGAAUUUAUACAGUUAGAAUAAAAUUAGGAUAGACUGAGAGUUUAUUUAGACUUUUAAACACUAAUGCAUAUUUCAAAUAGUAAAAAAUAUUAUACCGGACUUUCCAUUUGAAAAACUCAACUUUACAAAUCAAAUCUUAUAAAAUGACUACGUUAUUGGGUUCUACGUAAAAAAGUCUAUAUAAUUUUAUUUACUAUUACGGUAUCGGGUGUGUAAAAUACAAUGGUCCAAUUUUUAUUCAGGAAAAUCGUGCAAAUCAAUAACGAAAUGGACACACUGUACAUAUAUAAUAUUUACUUUCCACACAUUGUGAAGUAAAAAAAUUAUUGGAUUUGAAUUAUUUUGAAACGAAAGUCUAAUUAUAGAAGAGAUCUUAAAAGAAUAAAAACCCCUAAUCUCACUUUCAAUUCACCUUUGGUCACCAUUUUUGGUCCAAUACAAUUUUGUCCAAUAUGACACAAACUGAACAGGUAGCUCGUUGAAACUUUCCGACUGUGCCAAUUUUCAUCGAUAAAUACCCAACGUUCUGUCUUCUUUCAACUAUUCCACGUAAUACAGAAAUCGUAACUCAAUUUUUUCAAGUUUGGGACGUAGUGAGUUGCGUUACAGGCACCGCACAAUUAAUAAUAAUCAAUUCGUCACUCUCUUUUUAUUAGUUUUCUCUGUGGAUUUGAACGACGCCUUUUGGCUCCGUUAUAAUUUCUGAAUGUCGGAACGUCGAUUUGUGUCGAUCGAUUAAACACGCCCCCAAAUACCAAAUGUAAUAUAAACCUUUUUUUUAUUUGAAAGGCUAUCGGGUUUCUUUUUGUACACGUGCGUAUGGUGUGUUUUUUUUCUAAAAUUAUGAUUUCUUAAAGUUAGGUUUCGUUUGUUAGGUUAGUAAAUGCGUAGGGCUGCGGUUACGUCGGAUGCGUAGUUGCCGGUUAAAUUGCUCAGGGUUAAAUGUGGCUAUAUAUCCGAGAGUGUUGAAUAAUUAUAUAUACAUAACUAAUACUACUGCUAUUUUGGUUUUACUAUUUAGUUGAAAGUGUUAUCAGGACUACGGGAUACAAAAAAAGUUUAAAUAGGUUUGUGUGAAUUAACAGU
Molecule: messenger RNA, 3319 nt
Organism: Cylas formicarius (sweet potato weevil)
Lineage: Eukaryota; Metazoa; Arthropoda; Insecta; Coleoptera; Brentidae
Product: serine-arginine protein 55-like
Exons: 3
Coding region: 448-1332 (294 amino acids)
Biological process (GO): mRNA splice site recognition; alternative mRNA splicing, via spliceosome
Cellular component (GO): nucleus; cytoplasm; ribonucleoprotein complex
Molecular function (GO): mRNA binding
Source: RefSeq, a predicted model, not a curated record